AUGGAGACUAGCUUAUCCUUACACCCGGUGACGGAGGUAGAAAAGGAGCGGGACACCCAAUUUCGUGAACGGUUCCGAGGCUUUUGGAUGAAGAGUAUGGCCGAGGGCUUUGGGGAAGAGCUUUCUCAGCUUCAAAAGGAGCCUGAUAUGACCAAGCCUAAACUCGCCAUGCUCAUUGAUGCCCUGGCCGGGGGGACGGGAAUUUAUCUCCCAGAAAAUGGAGCCGAAGGAACAAGCUCCGGAGUCAGUGAAGUAGAGAUGCUGCUCGGGGUCAAAAGAUGA
Serendipita indica DSM 11827 is the source of this 282-nucleotide messenger RNA. NCBI's taxonomy places the organism in Eukaryota, Fungi, Basidiomycota, Agaricomycetes, Sebacinales, Serendipitaceae. The record is from the annotation of a GenBank genome assembly.